Fraxinus pennsylvanica is the source of this 438-nucleotide messenger RNA. The record is from the annotation of a GenBank genome assembly. NCBI's taxonomy places the organism in Eukaryota, Viridiplantae, Streptophyta, Magnoliopsida, Lamiales, Oleaceae.
AUGUUCGAUUAUAUGAAAGCUGUGGGUGUGCCACUAAUUCAGGAAAUGGUAACUUCUGGUCCCUGUGGUACCAACUCUGAGAACCCAAUAACUUGUAUAGUGGCCGAUGGAGUAUUCUGCUUUGCAGUUGAUAUUGCUAAACAGAUUGGGGUUCCACUCCUUUAUUUCGAUACUAUUAGCCCUUGUGGUCUAUGGACUUAUCUCUGCCUUCCCAAACUGAUUGAAGCUGGGGAGUUUCCUUUCACAGGUGUGCUUUACUUUUGCCUACUCUUUCAAGGGAAGUCAAAACCAAAAUUAACUUCUUUCUAUAUCAAGUUAGAUAACUCUAUUUAUGAUGAUUUGGCAGAAGAUAAUUUGGACGAGAUUGUUGUUAAAGCACCAGGAAACGAAGGUUUUCUAAGGCGCCGGGAUCUUCCUGGCUUUUAUCCAAAGUUCUAA